AUUUUGAGAGAUCUCGUGACCAUAACGUAUGAUGAUUUAUAAUCACAAGUACUUUGAAGAGCCUGACACAUAGAAACACUCGACAAUGUCCUCGACUUAACAGCACAUUUUCACAUCACUGAUUCCACGGUAGAGAAAUGACGGAUUCUCAGUCAGAAAAGAAGCCCCUGUUGGGAGCAGUGAAUGAGGGAGACGAUGGGGAGGAGGAAGUUUUAGAGGGAUGUGGAGGGACCAUGGCAUGCAACCCCCACCGUCCCUUGCAUCGAUACCUGGUGCUGGCCAUCAUGUGCUUCCUCAGCUUUGGGAGCUACUUCUGCUAUGACAACCCUGCCGCCCUUCAGGACACGAUGAUCAAGGCCCUGGACAUCUCGGAGAGCACCUUCAUGGGCUUCUAUUCCUGGUACUCUUGGCCCAAUGUCAUCCUCUGCUUCUUCGGAGGCUUUCUCAUUGACCGUGUGUUUGGGGUCAGGAUGGGGGCCAUCAUCUUCUCCUUGUUUGUCACUGCAGGACAGGUGUUGUUCGCUGCAGGUGCCCUUGUAAACCACGUAUGGCUGAUGAAUUUGGGCAGGUUUGUUUUUGGUAUUGGUGGGGAAUCAUUAUGUGUCGCCCAAAAUACGUAUGCUGUCAAGUGGUUCCAAGGGAAAGAACUCAACAUGGUGUUUGGUCUUCAGCUGAGCUUUUCUCGAGUGGGAAGUACUGUGAAUAUGAACAUCAUGCAGCCCAUCUAUCAGUGGAUCACUGGAUUUGGAUUCAAAAACGACUACACGGACCUAGGAGUGGUCCUUAUGAUUGGAGCCAUCAUGUGUGUGUUUUCUCUGUUCUGUGCUCUAGCAUUGAGCUUCUUUGACAAAAGAGCAGACAGAAUAUUGAAACGAGCUGCUGUUACUUCAGAUGAACAGAUCAGGAUAACAGAUGUGAAGGACUUCCCCUUGACCUUUUGGUUGCUGAGUAUCAUCUGUGUAGGCUAUUAUGUAGCAGUCUUCCCAUUCAUUGGUCUAGGACUGGUAUUUUUUGAAAUGAAGUGGGGAUUUGAACCAAACUUAGCAAACAACGUAAACAGUUUAGUGUACAUCAUCUCUGCAGUUGCCUCCCCUGUCUUUGGUUUUCUGAUUGAUCGAACAGGAAGAAAUGUUUUCUGGGUCAUUCUGGGCACGGUGUGUACCAUUGGCUGUCACGCGCUGCUGGCAUUUACAUUUCUCAAUCCAUAUGUUGCCAUGUCCUGUAUGGGAUUAGCCUACUCCAUCCUCGCUAGUGCUCUCUGGCCGAUAGCCUCCCAAAUUGUACGCAAUAGUCAGUUGGGGACAGCUUAUGGCAUCAUGCAAGCUAUACAGAACCUGGGUUUGGCUGUGAUAGCCAUCGUAGCAGGUGCCAUUGUGGACUCUAGUGGCUAUCUCAUCUUAGAAGUUUUCUUUCUGGCAUGCCUCUGUGUUGCCCUCAUAGCAGCUGUGAUGUUAUAUCUAGUGGAUGCCUCUAGAGGUGGAAAGCUGAAUAGGUCAGCCAAAGAAAGGAGGAGGUUAGCAGCUUUGAAAGAGGAAGAAGAAGAAGAGUAAAAGUUAUUAGACUGAUGAUAACACUGGUGGGAGUUUGUCUGUAGUGAAGUGAUGAUUUGAUUGUGUAAAGUUUAGGGCAUCUGAAGACUCGCUGGUAAACAUCAGACUCGUCUAGAAGGGUUUUUUUUUCUUCAGGUGAACUCCAUGAACACACACCAUAAAGACACUGAAGAUUUCUCUAUCUGAAUAUGAGGAAUUACCUCAGAACUUGGUGCUUUUCAUUCACAAUCAUUAAAACAUUUACGUCAUCUCGUUAACAUGUCUGAGACCCAUCCCACAGAAUCUUACUAAGUUAGUUUCCAGUUCAAUAAACUUUUUCAAAACAGUUAUUACUACAUGAGAGACCGAAAAGUGGUUACCUUAAAUCAACAAGAGUUACUAAAGGCAUGCUUUUAUCUACAUAUACGGCAUACUUUUAUCUACAUAUACAUGUAUAUGUAGAUUUAGUGGAUUUUGCAAAUCUGCUUAUUCAUUGUCAAUGAAUGAACAACAAAAUUGAACUACAUGUAUGUACUAUUUGUCUGUGUAAUUUAUAUCAAUUUCAUUAAAUAACAAUUUUUGUGUCUCGAUACCUACUUUGCUCAUGAAUCAUGCAAAACAUGUGAUAUAAUGAUGUUGUUGUGAUGAAAGUGUGCAUUGUUGCUUGUAUACAAGUACAUGUAUUUUAUUUUAUUAAAGACCUGUUUUGUCUUCUUGA
This is a messenger RNA of Magallana angulata, 2247 nucleotides long. RefSeq names its product major facilitator superfamily domain-containing protein 1-like. Bases 138 to 1550 code for a protein of 470 amino acids. Lineage: Eukaryota; Metazoa; Mollusca; Bivalvia; Ostreida; Ostreidae. Gene Ontology annotation, biological process: transmembrane transport. Gene Ontology annotation, molecular function: transmembrane transporter activity. The record is from RefSeq and is a predicted model, not a curated record. The transcript is spliced from 14 exons. Gene Ontology annotation, cellular component: lysosome.